Messenger RNA from Vitrella brassicaformis, 1729 nucleotides. Lineage: Eukaryota; Vitrellaceae. The record is from the annotation of a GenBank genome assembly.
AUGGCCACGAAUCGGGCCCUCGAGGCCCUGCUCGGCUUCAACAUCAACGGCUUCACAGGAAUCAAGGAAGGACACCAGCAGGUUACCAUCUUCGUUGAUGCUCGUCUUCCUUCGUCUUUGCCUCAGCGGUUGCUGAACCGACCUGCAGAAGCCCCAGUCGACGACGUGAACCGACAGGUACACACAACAGAGAAUCCGACACAAGGCACUCGAUAUUCUCAUCUUGUCUUUCUGUUCAGCCCCGAGCAGAGGCCCCUGGGUCAGCUGCAGCCACUGCCCGUCCACAGCUUUCAGCCCAGGCCCCCCCUUGCUCCUCACUCGAGAGUGAAAAGAGACCAAGUCGACAGGUACGACGGUGCAUCUGCUCACAACGCUCUUGAUGUUGCCUAUUUUCCCUGCAGGCCACGACUUGGCCAGAAGACGAGAUGUGUCAAGGGAUUGCGGACCACGACGGCAGCCCGAGAGUUUCUGGCCAGAGGGCUCCCCCGGCAGCUCACCAUUCUACCGGAAUGGCGGUAGGGGAAGGACAAGGGGAUGGAUGUGUAAUGGAUGUUUCGAUGAAUGUGUGUAUGUAUGUGUGUGCAGUCGCUGAACCCCACUUGUGCAGUGCGUCCCCAAGAAAUACACACAAAGCAUCCAUACAUCACCUGUCUGCACGUCUCUUGUACUCAGGCUGUGGUCACCGGUCGGCUGCCGUUGUUAGUGGCUAGCUCAGCGACAACAUCGGUCUCUCACUAUUCGACGCGUCCCCCCCACCCCCAUCCCGCAACUAGGCCCCCCGCUUCACAGCCGGCGCCACAUACAACGACGACGGUCGCGGUAGCACCACCGUACGCAGCAGCACCAGCUGCAGCAGCUGCCAUGGCGCAUCCGCCGUCCCCACCCGCUCAGGGCGAUACUGCCGUCCAUGUUUGUCUUCCCCCUGUCUGCAGGCCUGCCAGUCCGUCUGUCCCUGAAUCGGUGAGGGAUAUGGGGAACAUGCCUACCCUUGUGCAUCCUUGUUGGUCUUUGGUGGUAGGCGGGCGCCGAGGACUGGUAUGAUAGCAUUUGGGCGAGCAGCCAAAGGGUAACGCACCAAACGAUUAGGUUUGCAAUACUGUGCAGCAAAUCAGCUCCAUGUGUUGUGCGCCUGGCUGGCUGCAGAGCGCUACACAUCCAGUGAACGACGAUGGACCUGCCGCCGACCAGCAGUCAAGGCAGCACCAGGACAGCAUCAGCACAUUGAGUGUAAGCCAGCAGCGCAGGCAAAUCGGGAAUUGGAUCAUGCUGUGCAUUGCGGUGUCUAUUUGCCUCAGCAUUGCCAUCCAGAGGACACGAGAAUGGAAUAUCGUUGCAUAUUUCCAGCGGAUCUAAGCCUGCGGAUCUUGACGACCAUCAUGAGGCAUUUCUUCCCUAAUCACGUAUCCAUCAGCAUCGACGUGAGGCUUGGAGAGAUCUUGAUGGUCAGUAUGAGCCAUUUGCUCAUACUGACCAUCAAGAUCACUCCAAGCAAUGAAUGCGUUCCAAGCAAGCGGCCCCGGGAUUCCAUUUUCCAGGGGUGGGGUGGGAAAAAGAAAAGCCGCUCGAUGGCUGGAAGCGGAAGUUGAUGUAGAAGGAUUAGGACAUCUCUAUGAUAGUGUUAUAAUUUGUUUUUCGGGCAGUGCGGCUCUUAUAGCUGAUGAUGUGGACAUGCUUGGCGUGGUUCAGACUUUUGUCUCUUGACAUGUAUGGAAUGCAUGAUUGAAAGCAG